Molecule: messenger RNA, 1077 nt
Organism: Mycena indigotica
Lineage: Eukaryota; Fungi; Basidiomycota; Agaricomycetes; Agaricales; Mycenaceae
Product: MCU domain-containing protein
Exons: 3
Coding region: 1-1077 (358 amino acids)
Biological process (GO): calcium import into the mitochondrion; mitochondrial calcium ion homeostasis
Cellular component (GO): uniplex complex; mitochondrial inner membrane
Molecular function (GO): calcium channel activity; uniporter activity
Source: RefSeq, a predicted model, not a curated record
AUGUCGUGGCUAGCACUUCGGUCGACGGUACAACUCUGCAGGCGGAGGUUGCCAUGGAGGCUCUACUCUACAACGGAGAACACCUCUGUCAGCCACUCGCAAUUCCUUGCCACUGCGGGUCCUCAGAAAAAGUGGAAAGAACGAGACAACGAGGAUGGCUUGGAAGAUGGUAUCGGAAAACUAAGUCCAACGUCUUCGCACUUAUUUAAGCUCAUUCUCCCACUUGGCACUGUCAAGGUUGACGCUGAAAGCCGGUCGAUAUCCAGAGAACCAGCGAAAGAGCAUACCCUACCACCGACUGUCCUACUUCUCCACCCAGCGCAGCCACUUUCCCACAUUGCACGCCUCAUACAAGCCUCUGAACCAUUUGCCCGGGCCAACCCCCCGCCCAGUGUUUCCUUCCGGAGUGGUCAUGGCAGCCAUCGCCAUCGCCCAAUACCACGAAAUCAACUCCUUCGAUGGUCAGAUUCGACGGAUGUCGGGGAUUUCAUUCGCGACGCUGCGAGGGCAGCACAUUUUUCUGUCCACAUCACCUAUGACGACGCUGAAUCAAAUGGUGUGAUCCUCGAUGUCCAAGUUCCCACUGCUGCCGACCGCACUCGCUUUCUUCGACGAAGACUCGCUCAUGCAGAAGCUGAGCUGGCGGAAAUGGAGAAACUCAAGAGGACAUGUGAUGCGGAGGCUCAUCGUGGGGCUCGCAGAAUGGCCACUGCUGGGUUCGGAAUGCUCGUUGUUUAUUGGGGUGUUGUGGCCCGCCUAACGUUUUGGGACUAUGGCUGGGAUAUCAUGGAGCCCAUAACGUAUUUGUCUGGACUGAGCACGGUCAUUUGCGGUUAUCUUUGGUUUUUGUAUCAGGGUCGAGAAGUUUCUUAUUCCUCUGUGCUGGACACUUCCAUAUCGACAAGACGACAAACGCUGUACAAGGCACAUGGCUUAGACAUUGAGCGAUGGUCGGAGUUGCGAGCAGAGGCGAGGGCAUUACGGCGAGACAUAGGGCGCAUUGAAGAAGACUACGAGCCUCAUGAAGAAGAAGACGAGGAGGCGGAGGAGGAUGAUAAGAAAGAGCGAGAGGCAUAA